AUGGACUACUUUAACCAAACUGAUCCUGAAUGUUGGUCGCUUUUGGGAUAUCUCCAUUGGAGAUCCAACUUCGUGGAUUUUGCAAGUAAAACGUAUGAACAUAGUGUCUUUAUCGAUAUAAUCAGAAAGAUUUCAUGCCAAGUUGGAGUAAAAGGAGAAAUUGCAAGGCUGAUAUUGAGAGAUUUGAAGGAUAUAAAAAAUUCGCCAGAAGUAAACGCUUUUUGGAAUAAUUACAAUAACACGAACAUACAAAGGAAGAGAAAACUAUGGCAAAUAGAGUCUUCUGAUCAACUGGAAAAAGAGGUUAAACUUAUUCGAAAUGAAAGAAUCAAAGCCCAAUAUAGUGAGCUAACUCAAAGUCAAUUUGUUGAGACAAACGCGUCUAUAAUGAACCUUUCAAGUAUCCUAAAUGAUCCAGGAGAGUCUUAUUCUACAAUCGCUCUUAAUGAUGAUGGUUUCAAGACACCGUCUCAAAGACCAUGCAAAAUGACUAUAACAAUGCCACAAAAACCAACACUUUGUGAUAAAUCAGAAAAGAAUGUAUUUGAGAGUACUAUUAUGACUUUACCAAAUCCUGAUCACCCAUUUCAGAAAUAUACAUUCAAUUGGAUAGAAGUCCAAGCUAACUGUAUCAAGGAUGCAAAAAUGUUGUUUCCAGAAUUUGAUCUGAAGUUGAAUAAAGUAGAUAGGAUUUGUUUUAAGGUUUCUAGCAAUAAAGAAGUUAUAUUUAUCAAAGUAUCUAGAGGACCAGAAAAUGCCAUUUUAAAGCACAUUAGAGAAGAUACUGAAAAACUUAUAAAAGAGAGUAUGUUCGGCUUAGUCGCUUUGCUUAGAGAUUUUUUAGAUAAAAAUGCAAAAUACGUAAGAAAUAUUUGUACCUACAUAGUGCAGUGCAUUGGUGACCGAAUUACAUUAAGUGAAUUUUGUCUCGACAGAAGACAUUAUUAUAAGAUUUCACAAAUCAAGUCUGCUAUAUUACCAUUUUCCUUUGAGGAAGUUGAAAAUUUUAUAGAAGUAUUUGAAUUGUUAUACGCUUUGGUGAAAUUAAUACUUGCUGAUUUUAAUAGUAAUGAACCCACGAUUCGAGAUUGGAUAUGA
Messenger RNA from Scutellospora calospora, 1098 nucleotides. Lineage: Eukaryota; Fungi; Glomeromycota; Glomeromycetes; Diversisporales; Gigasporaceae. The record is from the annotation of a GenBank genome assembly.